AUGGCCAAUUCCCGCUAUUCCUACGUCCGCCUGCACGAACUACCCGACCCCCUCCUGCCCUCGACCUUUCUCAUCCUGCGCCUCGACGGCAAAGCUUUCCACAAGUUCUCCUCCGCGCACAACUUUACCAAACCCAACGACCGUCGAGCGUUGGACUUGAUGAACGCCGCUGCGAGGAGGCUCAUGGCGGGCAGGGAGCUCAUGGGGGAUUUGGUGAUGGGUUUCGGGGAGAGUGAUGAAUAUAGGUCCGUCUACGAGAUGGAGGGGAUGGAGGGGUAUGACCCCCAUGAUGGAGACGAGCACGUGACCUAGUCCAAAGUGAACCAGAACCAGAACCGAGCUGAUGGCUUCCUCCGCCUCUCCUCUCCCUUCGCUUAUGAUUCGCAGUUUCCUCUUCAAACGUUCGACCAAACUCCACGCUAGGCGGAAUAGGUCCGUACCUUGCCUCCCCCCACCUUCACCAGAGCGCUGGCUCACUCCCACUAAAUCAGUGCGAUCUCACCACAACAGCAAACUCGUAAGCCUCGUCUCCUCCCUCUUCACCUCAGCCUACACCUUCCUCUGGCCGCAAUACUUCCCCGACUCUCCGCUCGAAUUGGACCAAUUACCAAUCUUUGAUGGCCGGUGAGUUGGUUACCUUUUGCGCGAACGGACGAAGCGAAUUCGCUUGACCUGAACUCGAACUGAAUCCGUGCGAGAGCUACCUUCAUUUUAACAGGAUCGUACAAUACUGUACCGAGACCGAAGUCAAGGAUUACUUUAGGUGGCGACAAGUCGACGGUAAGUGUCCCUCUUACCAACUCGUGCUAGUGAAAGGGAUGUUUAGUCUGACUUCAGACCCUCCCCCCCCCAACCACCACCACCUCGCUCGGCCACGCCCCUUUGCCGCUCUAGCGCACAUCAACAACCUCUACAACACGUGCUUUUGGACCCUAGUCCAAAAAGGCAGUUUAACGACCCAAGAAGCGAAUUCAGAACUUAGCGUAAGUCAUCAUCCUAAUUCCCCUCUCGAAUCGAACUUUGCUCAACAGUUCUUCGACUCAACUCUAUGUGGUCGCCAUUUAUUUUACUUUUUUUGUGGGGAGCAGGGUACGCUUUCGAGUGAGAAACAAGAGAUGUUGUUCAGUCGAUUCGGGAUGAAUUAUAAUCACGAGGAAGAGAUGUUCAAAAAAGGUUCGAUAUGGAUCUGGAUAGAAGAGGGAAUGAUGGUAGGGAACGAGGUCCAGGAUGCGAAAGUCGAUGAUGGGAAGAGGAGGAUAGAAGAGGAGGAGGAGGAGGAGGAAAAGGAAGGUGUUGAUCGAAUCGCACUCCCCAAUUCGUCGAAUCCCAUCCCCAGUGAAGAUCAAUCACGGGAGACUUUGGAAGAACGGAAACGAAGAACGAAACCUUCGAAAUCGAAACGAGUCCUCAAAUUGGUGCAUGAGGAUUUGAUCAAGGAGAAGUUUUGGACCAGUGGGUAUGGGAAAGGGGUUUUGGAGGGAUGA
Messenger RNA from Microbotryum saponariae, 1484 nucleotides. NCBI's taxonomy places the organism in Eukaryota, Fungi, Basidiomycota, Microbotryomycetes, Microbotryales, Microbotryaceae. The record is from the annotation of a GenBank genome assembly.